CUUAAUAAUACUCUUGACGCAUAAUUAUAAGAAACAGUAAAUUCUAAUAAAUAUCGUAAAUUUUCUUUUUUAAGUAUAAAUUAUGAAUACUUUAAUAUUUCAUAAAUAUAUUUAGUGCCUCCAUAUCAUAACAAAUAGCUAUACAAUGAGUUCUUUAAAUUUUUUUAUGUGGUUUUUAGUAAUAUUGCUAUCAAAAGAUUCUGCUUGUGAAAGGCUUCAUGAACAGAUUUAUUCAUCUAUUGAAGGUGGUGCUGCCUGUUUCAGACGAUUGAAUGGUACUCACCAAGCAGGAUGUACAUCCCCCUUGAAUGGUGCAGUGGGUGCAGUUCAUAUGAUUUCCAAUAUAUCAGAUGCCCAAUGGAUGAUAUACAACUCAAGUGCUGGUCCGUAUGUGGCCGUUGUCAAUACAAUAGUUUUCAAUGAGGUCAUAGAACUUUUUAUGCAGGAACCAUCAAAUGUGGCUGGUAUUUUGUUAUAUGAAAAUGCUACUGAAAGACCUGAAUUCUUCAGUCCGGAAACUCAAUGUCCGAAUGAAAACUCAGCUGGCUCUGAUGGCCAGUGUGCUGGUGAUGUUGUAUGGAAUGAGAAUGGUUCUGGUCUUUUGAGGAGAGAUAUACCUUUUCCAAUAUUCUUUCUGCCGAGUUCUAGAAUUCAAGAAAUUGAUAAAAUUAUACAAUGUCAUGAUAGAUAUAAUCUUGAUAAGGAUAAUCAGAAAGGCAGGCCGUUGUGUUCCUUACAAUUAAGUUCAUUUAUGUAUGCUGCUGUUAAUACCGCUGUGUGUUUAAGGAGGUCAGCAACUUCAAUAUUUGGAAUAGCUAUUAAGAUGUGUGACCCACUUGGAGAUUACAAUGUAUACUAUUCUUUAUUCCCACGGCCAAAGGAAACAGCAAAAGAAAAGAAACAGGUAAUUUUAGUGACAGCAAGAAUGGAUUCAGCAUCACUCUUUGAUGGUGUGGCACCCGGAGCAGCUAGUGCAGUUGUCGGAUUGGUAACACUAAUAACUACAGCGGCCACACUGUCACAAAUGAUACCUCAAACUGAAGCCGCUUCAUAUAAUAAAAAUGUUCUCUUCACAUUGUUUAAUGGCGAGUCAUAUGAUUAUAUUGGAUCUCAGAGGGUGGCGUACGAUAUAUCUCAGGGGGUGUGGCCGCCGUUAUCUCCCAUCACUUCCAAGGAUAUCAACCUACAUGUGGAAUUGGGACAAUUAGGUGGCUCCUUGAAUUUGUUCAAGGACAACCCCAAUUGGCCGCUGUACGCGUACGCGCCUUAUACAUAUACUAUACCGCCUCAAGUUACAGAGUUUCUUGCUGAGAUGUCUUCAUACUCUCAGACCAAUAAUAUGACCAUCGAAUCAGAGUUUUCUAUAAACAUGCCACCAUCUUCCCUACAUUCGUUUAGGAAAAUUCUUUCCAAUGCGACUGAGAGCGGGGAACUACCGGAGAUAUUGUUAGUCGACCACUUAGGGAAGUUUACGAAUAAAUACUAUGAAUCGGCAUUAGAUGACUAUGAUAGCAUUGGUUAUUCGUACCACAAUAUUAGCAUCAGUAAUGAUGGAAAAUUUAUACCAACGGACGAUUUAAUAGCGAACGGCACUAUGUCAGAGAAUGAGGCGCAAGUUAAGAUAGCUCGUGUGUCAACAUCACUUGCACAUACGUUGUACCAACAGAUCGUUGGAACCGCGUACGCUGGAAAUAUUUCAUCAUCCGCACAUUUGGUGGACGAAAUGCUGUACUGUUUCCUCCGAAGCCAGGCUUGCAGGUUGUUGGUGGCUGCGGACUACUACAGUAACGAGGACACGCCCCCUGACGAUAGGCCCGCGCCCCUGUAUGUGGGGGUCGCUGCUCUGUCCACACCAGCCGCGCUGUACUCCGGCCAUCUCCUGGCAUUGCUCACGGGAACCCACAUACAAGUCAAUAGGACCGCCUGCGAUAACAUCGGCACUCCGGGCUUCUCAUAUUACUAUCUUCGAGGUUGGAAUCAAAGUGGUAUUUGUAUACAAACAACAAUGAACUUUAGUCAAGCUAUUAGUCCAGCGUUUAUUAAACCAGAUUAUAACAUAACAUCCGGGGAGUUCUCUACAUGGACGGAGUCUGUGUGGCUUGGUCUGUGGGCGCGUGUGUUUGUUCGUGCAGCUGGUGUGGGCGCCCGUGUGGCGGCCGCGGCCGGAGCCUUCACAACCAUACUAGCGGCCGUCACCACCUACUGGCUGCAAAGACACGCCAGUGUUAUAUUCCUGACGCCUGUCGCGGAUAAUGGGGUGAUCAGAAGUGUAAAUUGUUAAAAUAUUUGUCAUAUAUCAUACAGAAUUGUGUAUCAAAGAGAGGCAACACAUUCCAAGAGAUUUUAUGUAAUAAGUAGAUUAAAAUGAAAAAAAAUAGCGUAUGAUAAUAAUUAAUAGUAUGAAUGAUAACUUGAAGAUUCUUGACUAAUGUAAAAUGCUUGCAAACGCCUAAAAAAAUAAUUUAUUUUUAAGUUAAAACCAUAAACGAGUCUGUAAUGUUGUAUGUUUUGCCGAUGCUGUACAAUUUUUUUUAUUCAAUAGUAAUACAUGAGUGGUAUGGAUUGAUUGUUUUUAUGAAAAUUAAUUUUUAUUGCAAUAAAUUAUUACUAAAAGAUA
Molecule: messenger RNA, 2617 nt
Organism: Danaus plexippus (monarch butterfly)
Lineage: Eukaryota; Metazoa; Arthropoda; Insecta; Lepidoptera; Nymphalidae
Gene: Nct
Product: nicastrin
Exons: 15
Coding region: 146-2281 (711 amino acids)
Biological process (GO): Notch receptor processing; protein processing
Cellular component (GO): membrane
Source: RefSeq, a predicted model, not a curated record